Durio zibethinus is the source of this 805-nucleotide messenger RNA. Its product is annotated as eukaryotic translation initiation factor 1A-like. Gene Ontology annotation, biological process: translational initiation. Gene Ontology annotation, molecular function: RNA binding; translation initiation factor activity. The record is from RefSeq and is a predicted model, not a curated record. Lineage: Eukaryota; Viridiplantae; Streptophyta; Magnoliopsida; Malvales; Malvaceae.
UCGGCCUGGCCCAAUAACUGUGUGUUAAUAUGAUAAACAGGUCCAGGGGUAGGGUCUGGAGUUCAGAAAGAGAAUCAGAUUCGUUUCUAUCAACUUCUAUUAUCAACAGCACAAAGGCACAUCACAACAGGAAGAAACCAUGCCAAAGAACAAGGGAAAGGGAGGAAAGAACAGAAAGAGAGGCAAGAAUGAAGCAGAUGAUGAAAAGCGUGAACUUGUGUUCAAGGAAGAUGGGCAAGAGUAUGCCCAAGUGCUUCGUAUGCUAGGCAAUGGCCGUUGCGAAGCCACGUGCAUUGAUGGCACCAAGCGCCUUUGCCAUAUCCGUGGAAAGAUGCACAAGAAGGUUUGGAUUGCUGCUGGUGAUAUAAUUCUUGUUGGGCUUCGUGACUAUCAGGAUGACAAGGCUGACGUGAUCCUUAAGUACAUGCCUGAUGAAGCAAGACUCUUGAAAGCAUAUGGUGAGCUUCCAGAAAACACGCGACUUAAUGAAGGUAUUGUCGAUGAGGAGGAUGAAGGAGGUGCAGAUGAUUAUGUCGAGUUUGAAGAUGAAGAUAUAGAUAAAAUCUAGGGUUUCGGAAUUGGUAUUGUUUGAAUCAUGUGUUUAAAUGUUAGAAGAAAGAUACGGAUGCUGCUGGUGGCUACUGUUAAGAAGCCUACAAUGUGGGAUUUCUCCCAUAUGGCACAAGUUUAGAUUUAUAAGUGGUGAAUGUAUGUUGUUAAUUUUACUCAAAAGUGUGUUCCUUAUCUCAAAUAUACUUUUAUAGAGAUGAUAAUGUAAUUUAAGCUUAUUAUGAGCAUUUUGUCA